Klebsormidium nitens is the source of this 2916-nucleotide messenger RNA. NCBI's taxonomy places the organism in Eukaryota, Viridiplantae, Streptophyta, Klebsormidiophyceae, Klebsormidiales, Klebsormidiaceae. The record is from the annotation of a GenBank genome assembly.
UAGGUAGCUAGCUGCUAGAGGUUGGCCGUUGGGCCUGACGAGGGCGCGGGCGUUUGUUGUCACGGUGCGCUCCACCUGCGUUCCUUUUGAACUGCUUGGCAUUGGCUUUCGGGGUUGAGAGGCCGGCGCUACAGGAGUACCUACUUCGUUGUUUGCAUCUUCUAAAUUUAGACAGACUGUCAAAAGACCGGUUUCAACCGGGGCAUCAGAGAAAGCCAGUGCAAGAACUUCGACCAAAGGAGAACGUGGGAGUACAAAUUGCCGACGCGCUCGCUGAGCCGCGAUGCUGGAGAAGGCGGGCAUGGGCCCGGACCCAAAAGCAUGGGUACUGGAGGAGCUCCUGGCGGAGGGGGACACCUCAUUGGAGCUGAUACAAGCCUGUCAGAUCCCAGCGGAGGUUCUGGACGCUGCGCCCCUCCUGUUGAAGCAGCGGUUUGCGCUGCACCUGCUCCGGGACGUUUUGCAGGGGGGCAGAGUGCCUGGGGCUGUGCUCCAGCUAGUCAAGCUUCUGGCCGUCCCCCAGCUGGGUGGGGAAGACAACACGGAUUCGCUGACGUCAGAAGUCAAGCUGCAGGUUUGUAUCAGCAUCCUGAAGGGUGAAGAAGGCUCAUCCCGCAGGAACUGGAAGGGCUUUGCCAACUGCGUGACCCAGCUCUUUGGGAACGAGGAAGACCAGUCGGAAGCUGCAAAAGCUGCCCAUGACGACCUGAAGACAGUGCUACAGUCCACUGCCAAGAAACACCGCGAAGCGGCUCUGGAGAAGCUCCUGGAGAAGCACCCAGUUGACAACGUCUUGAACGACUUAAAGGCGCUCCUGGAUACGGCUACACAGCACAUGCCAACAACAACGACGCUUAAGCGGCUCGAAGAGAACCCGUAUGCCCCCCAGCCCGUCCCAUCAACCAAUACUGUAAGGGAGGGCACCUUGGGAGGCCGCGCUCUAGAAAACGGCAGCGGCGGGGCGGCGACAAAGGUGCAGAAUGGCGGGGCCGACAACGCGAUGGUUGCAGACUUUGGUGCACCAGAAGAUGAUCAAGAUCAACCUCCGGAGGCGACUCACGACGCGCCCACCCCCACGGCUGUGAAGCUUGGCCCCCGACGCAAGGUCACCGAAAAGCGGCCGGAGGCGCCGCCGGGCCUUCUCGAGGACUCUCCGUUGCAAUCCUCGCCGGAUCUAGGUCCUCCAAAACGCGGCCGCAAACCAGGGGUCGGCAAGAGGAAACGCGCGAUCCUUUCCGACUCGGAGGGGGGUUCACCCGGCAUGGAGCUGGCACUGAUGGAGUCCCCCCCAAAACGAGGGCCCGGCCGGCCGAGGAUCCACCCGAAGCCGGAUCCGGAGCAGCCGAAGCGCCCGAGGGGCCGUCCGAGAGUGUACGAAAACGGCGCGCCCCCCCGGUCGCCUAUGAGGCGGCGCAAGAGCGGGCCUGCGAAGGCGGGGAUGGCGAGUCCAGAGCAGGCGUCGCCGCUUGGGGGGAGGGCAGAGAGAGGGGGGGGAGCUGGGCCCGUGCAAGGGGGGGCGGUGAAUGUUGCCGACGAGGAGGAAGAGGAGACGACCCCCCUGAAGCGGAGGAGGGUUGUGGCGGAUAAGCGGGGAGCCGGCGUUGGCGGCGAUCGUGCUGGCCCACAGGCUGAGAACGUUGAAUUCCCUCCGGUAGACGACGAUGUCGGCGCACCCCCCCAGGACUCUCAAAUGGACGACGCCCUCAGCCCCCCGGACCACCAACCCCCUCCAACCCUUCCCGAAAAUCUCCCACCAGGGGGGGCCAGCGCUCCCCCCAGAGAGGGGGCCCGGCGGAAGGGCCUGAAAAUGUUGGAGGAACUAGAGAUGGCGAGUAGGGGGGCCGAGGCGGUGGAUGUUGCGAUGCCGGAGCUCGGACCUGAGGAGGAAGCGGGAGGGGACCACAAUGCGCAGUUCUUGACGCUGACAGAGGACGGGAGUAACGACUGGUGCUGCCUUUGCGACGCCAAGGUGGAGGACGUCGGGGCGCUGCUGCUGUGCACAGGCUGUGCGAAUGCGACCUGCUAUGCGUGCGCGGGCGUCAGCGAGACACCCCCGCUCGAGUACAUUUGUCCGUUGUGCCUGGCGAAGUUGAAGAAGAAGCGCGAGAAAGAGAUUCGGGCCAAGCUAGAGGCUACGCGAAGGCUAAAUCACGACGGUCCCCCUGCUUCGCUGCCCGGCCCCAGCGCCCCCCCGCCAGGCCCCGUCUCCCGUCUCGUAGAGCAUCUCGAGCCUGGGCCGUCCACUCAGCCCCCCCCACCCCCCGAGGAGUGCCAGUCUGAGCCUAGGGAGGCGGACGAGCGCCCGGGGCCGUCUACCGGGCAGGACAUUCCGGGCCAGGAAGAGAUGCCGGAGCUGCCGGACGAGGAGCCCGGGGCGGCCGAGAACGGGGACGCGAAGAAGGAAGAGGCGGAGGCGAAAGCUGAGGAGCGGACCAGGAGUGAGGAGGGGCGUCGGAACAACCGGUACUGGUCCGACGAGGAGAUCAAGAGGCUGAAAGAUGCUUUUGCAAUGUAUGUAAAGGACGAGAACAAGCACCGCAUUCCGUGGGAGGCUAUCCGGGCUUACGGGCUACGCCACGGCGUCUUUCAAGAGCGUAGGGGUGUGGAUCUGAAAGACAAGUGGAGAAACCUUAAGAAAGCCGAAGAGAAGGCCGCGUUGGCUUAGCCCAUUUCUACACUAGUUGGAUUUUAGACCGGAAACUUGACCAAUGUGCUUUCAUUUAACCAAUUAUGGCGGUAGUAUCCAAAUGGCUCGUUUGUUGCUGGUGUACAACCAUCGUGAUAUACCUAGAAGCAACUAUGUCGGCGGCCGGACUUGGUUCGAGUCUUGGCGCUGAGACUGGUCUUUGUGUGGUACAACAAACAAGAGACCAAGGAGUCCUUCGCAAGUUGCAAAUGAAUUGACGUUAAGCAUGG